Molecule: messenger RNA, 717 nt
Organism: Lolium rigidum
Lineage: Eukaryota; Viridiplantae; Streptophyta; Magnoliopsida; Poales; Poaceae
Product: LOB domain-containing protein 15-like
Exons: 3
Coding region: 1-717 (238 amino acids)
Source: RefSeq, a predicted model, not a curated record
AUGUCCACUGCAAGUGAUUGGCAGCAAGACCAUGAGAUAGAGAAGAAGAUCAAGCGGGAGUCAUCAGCAUCUGAGGCUGGCCGGAUGAUGGCGGCGCGGAGGAGCAGCAGCCUGCCUACGGCGGGCGCCGGGCCUGGGUCGGCCCCAUCGUUCAACACGAUGACUCCUUGUGCAGCGUGUAAGCUGCUCCGGCGGCGUUGUGCGCAGGAGUGCACUUUCUCACCCUUCUUCUCGCCGAUGGAGCCGCACAAGUUCGCCUCGGUUCAUAAGGUCUUUGGUGCCAGCAACGUCUCCAAGAUGCUCCUGGAGGUGCACGAGAGCCAGCGCAGCGACGCGGCGAACAGCCUGGUGUACGAGGCGAACCUGCGGCUCCGUGAUCCCGUGUACGGCUGCAUGGGCGCCAUCAUCACCCUUCAGCAGCAGGUGCACGCCCUCGAGGCCGAGCUCGCCGGCGUCCGCGCGGAGAUCACCAAGCACAGGUACCGCCCAUCUGCCUCUGCAGCCGUGAAUGUGCCACCCUCUUCGCACGCAUCCCAGCUCCUCGCUGCGUCGGCAGCAGGAGGCCAACGGCAGGCUGAAUCGUCCUUGGGAGUGGGCGUCGCUGCUGUGGCAGGGCCUGUGGCUUCCGCGUCGUCGUCGACGACGGUGUACGCCGCCGCGUCGAGCUCCACUGACUACAGCUCCAUCACGCAUGAAAAUGUUCCAUAUUUCGGUUGA